This is a messenger RNA of Ostrea edulis (European flat oyster), 1600 nucleotides long. RefSeq names its product transmembrane protein 267-like. The transcript is spliced from 3 exons. Lineage: Eukaryota; Metazoa; Mollusca; Bivalvia; Ostreida; Ostreidae. The record is from RefSeq and is a predicted model, not a curated record. The coding region runs from base 135 to 764 and encodes 209 amino acids.
AUCGGAAUUCGCAAAACAAUUGCUCACGUAAACAAAGUCUGCGUCGAUGUGCUUGCUCAGUUACUGUUAGGCUACAUAGUGAGUUAGUCAGUUAGUGUGUCUCGGAUCUCCGUCAUUAAGAUUACGAAGACCGAAUGUUUGUCCAUGUGGCCCUGUAUGAGUUAGGCACCCUCUUCACUUGCUUUCUUGGAGACUUUCUUCCUUCCAAAGUAAACGGUGUCCAUGGUAACCUGCUGAGAGCUUUGAUUGACAGUUUGACUCAUGGGGGUGUGGCUUUUUUCUGCUGGGCGGUCCUUAUCCAGGCGAAGAAUUAUAGAGAUAUUGGAGAAUGUGUGCUCUGCGGAGUCCUCGCCAUGGCGAUAGAUAGUGAUCAUUUCAUCGCAGCGGGGUCAUUGUCACUAGAGGCAGCAUUGUCAUUGGGGUCACGACCUUUCCUGCAUUCUUCGACCUUGACCCUCUUGAUAGCCCUCACAAUACUCAUAACCGCAUACACUCUAAAGAAGGGAUGGAUCAAGGUUCUCUCUGUGAUGUGUUUCAUUGCCUGGACAUCUCACCACAUCAGGGACCGAUCUAGGCGUGGCCUCUGGUUUCCACCCUUUGGAUCCACCCCUGUGAUUCCCUACAAUUUGUACAUAAUUUUGACAUUAUUAUUGCCACUGUUUGUCUCAGCGAGUCUUCGGAUAUUCAGUGUUGAUUUCCUUGGCUCAGAAUUACAAAGACAAUUGUUCAGAGAAGCAAAAGUUGACAAUCUGCUUCCGUUAUGACACAUGUCAGUGUUAUAUUAUGUACUUUUUAUGCCCCCGAGAUCGAAGGUCAGGGAGCAUUUUGUUUUUGUCAUGUCUGUCAUUCUGUAAUUUUGUCUGAAACUUUAACCUUGCUAAUAACUUUUGAACAGUGAGUGCUAGAGCUUUUUAUAUUUCACAUGCAUAUUCCUUGUGACAAGACCUUUCCCUGGGUACCAAAAUUGUUGACCUUGGAGUUGACCUACUUUUUAAAAAUUUGACAUUCGUGAUUACACUGUACUUCUAAAUGAUAAAUAUUAGAGCUUUCAUAUUGUACAUGAGCAUUUCUUGUGAUAAGGUCUUUCUACUGGUACUAAGAUAUUUGUCCUUGUGACCUUGGCCAUCUUUGGAAUUGCCCAUUAUCAGGGGCAUUUGUGUUUCACAAAUACAUCUUGUUCACUAUGUGGACUAUCUAUUUUCACUUUUUUUAGUUUCGAGUUACAGUGUAUGUACAGUGUGUAAUAUUAUACAACACAUUAUUUUAUUUACAAGAAUAGUAUUUAUGCAUAUUUUCCUCCCAAGUUUGACACUGUACAAUCGGGUUAUUCAUGCAAAGCGAAGAUAACGAACAGUGAUCAAUCUCAUAACUCCUACAAGCAAUACAAAAUAGAUAGUUGGGCAAACACGGACCCCUGGACACACCAGAGGUGGGAUCAGGUGCCUAGGAGGAGUAAGCAUCCCCUGUUGACCGGUCACACCACCCGUGAGCCCCAUAAAUCAUGUCAACUCUAUCAGUCAUAAAUGCAUGUACGUGUAUGUAUCAUUUGUUUAGAUUGUCUGUUGUGGAUUCCUGAUUGAAAAGAAAAGAUGACAUUGUU